AUGCUUCUGAAUACCCCCGUCCCGAAAGGUACUGAUGGCGAAGACGUUUACGUCUGGAAUUGCGGUUCAUCUACCAGGUACUCUUUCUCGACAUCCCAAACUUGGGAUACUUUGCGGUCAUUGGCCCCUCCGGUAAACUGGUAUAACGCUGUUUGGUUCAAAGGCCACAUUCCUAAACAUGCAUUUCUUUUCUGGAUUGCUCAACUCGAUCGUAUGCCUGUAAUGGCCAGACUUGCGCGAUGGGGUAUUGUCGCUUCAUCAUCAUGUACUCUUUGCAGUCUCUUCACUGAGACAAGAGACCAUCUACUCCUCCACAGCGACUUCUCCAAAUUGGUGUGGGACAAGAUAUUUGUCAAACUCGGGUACACAAACCCACCUUUCCAUGACUGGGGGUCCAUGUGCACUUGGUUGUUGACUCCGGCGAAUGAGGAGGUGACUGUUAUUAGGAAGUUAGCCACCCAGGCGACAACUUACCUCCUAUGGCGAGAAAGGAAUGCUCGGAUUCACUCAGGCAUCUCUUCUACCCCUGAAGGCGUCUUCAAGACCAUCGACCGCUCCAUAAGAGAUAAUCUGCUUGCGAAGUGUCGGAGGAUUCCCUCCACUUUGCUUUCUCGGUGGUUCACUUAUAGCUAA
Eutrema salsugineum is the source of this 633-nucleotide messenger RNA. RefSeq lists its product as uncharacterized. Bases 1 to 633 code for a protein of 210 amino acids. The transcript has a single exon. The record is from RefSeq and is a predicted model, not a curated record. NCBI's taxonomy places the organism in Eukaryota, Viridiplantae, Streptophyta, Magnoliopsida, Brassicales, Brassicaceae.